AAAUGUGUACUCUAUUACAUGAAACUAGUACCCUUUAGACAAAUGGUCUACUCUGAGAAACUGGUCAAGCCUUUUUCCUUCUAUAGACAUCUACAACUUCUCUUUCAUCACUCUUCUAAAAAAACAAUAUAACAACUCCAUUAGAUGCAGACAACAACUAAACCAAAAUAAACCCCAACAGUAGUAGUAGAAACAAAACAAAAGAGAACUCCAUGGACAUCACAAGAAACAGCAACACCAAGCUCCAUCUCCAGACUCAGCUUCUGUUUCCUCCUAAUAUGGAGAAAAACUCAAAUGUUAGCACAAACCCUUUUGUAGAAGACUCACUUACAAGCAGAAUCAAUCUAAAGGAAACUGCAGAUUUCAUCAAGUCACUGCCAAUUUCAUCAAACCAAAGCAGUAGCAGCAGCAGUGAGAUGGUAAACGAAAGAAGACCAAGUUUCUCAUCACAGAAGAGCGUUGGAGAAGGAAGAAGCAGUGGGCAUAGAAGAGUGAUGUUAAUGGAGUCUCCUUGCACUCCAGGUAGAGGAGUCUUCAGUUUCAGUAGCAAUGUCUCUGGUAGAAGAAGAAACUUCCCUUCUAAAUGGAUUGAUGCUGAGAAAUGGGUCACCUCUAGUCAUGAUUCUCCAGCACAUUCCCUCAAAAGCACCCAGUUUGAUGGGUUUAAACACCAGGUGGAAGUUGUAUACUCGGAAAAAUCUAGGGUUACGGAAGAAUGUUUCAAUGGAUCUGUCUCAUUAUCUCCACAAGAUCUUAUCCUUAAAGAUAAGUUAGCAAACGAGGUGCAACAGAUUCUUCCAUCAACGGAAGGGUUUAUAUUCAAAGAUUCCGACAAGUUUCUCCAGUACGAGGAAGGUCAAGUUCAACACAGAGACAUCGGAACAGAGAUGACACCAAUCGGAAGUUUAGUGACUUCAAGAUGUAACACGCCGUUUAAAAGCACAUCUCCGGCGAGACACAACACGCCUUCGCAACUGUCCGGUCCGUUAGCGGAAACCAAGAACGUCAUUGACAUAUCCGAGUUCGCAGACAAGCUUAGACUCAGUGGGUCAACAGCGAGUCAGUAUGGUAACUGUAACUCGGUGGCGAGUCACUGGAACUCUAGGGAAGAAGAAGAGGAAGAGAUAUCAAAGAGUUUGAGACAUUUCGAUAUGGAGAGUGAGUUACGGAGAAGUGUAUCUGAAUCUAAAGCUGUUUUGUGGGACGAUGAAGACGACAAGAUCAAGUUUUGUCAAAGGUAUCAAAGAGAAGAAGCCAAAAUCCAGGCAUGGGUUAAUCUCGAAAACGCUAAAGCCGAAGCUCAAUCCAGAAAACUUGAGGUGAAAAUACAGAAGAUGAGAUCAAAUUUAGAGGAGAAAUUAAUGAAGAGAAUGGAUGUGGUGCACCGGAGAGCAGAAGACUGGAGAGCUACGGCGAGGCAACAACAUGUCGAGCAGAUGCAGAGAGCGGCCGAGACGGCCAGGAAGUUAACAAACCGCCGUGGCUAUUUGGUUACCGGCCGUAGCUCAUGUGGUUGUUUACCUUGCAACAAUAAUUGUCGCUAACUCAAUUUAAAGGAAAAAGAAUACUUAAAAAAGAGAGUAAAAUACACAUAAACAAACAUAAGAAAUCACUGUUUAUGUGUUUAAAUUAUUAAACAUGUAUGUUCGUUUAUUGUUUAUGCAAGAAAAAAAGAAAGAAAAAUAUCG
Molecule: messenger RNA, 1688 nt
Organism: Capsella rubella
Lineage: Eukaryota; Viridiplantae; Streptophyta; Magnoliopsida; Brassicales; Brassicaceae
Exons: 6
Coding region: 213-1544 (443 amino acids)
Source: RefSeq, a predicted model, not a curated record